AUGCCAUCGGUAUGCACUUUUUCACUGGACCACUCAAAUGCAGUUUAUUACAGUGGUCAGACAAUUAAUGGAACAAUUAGUCUAAAAACAACCACCGAAAAACAGAUCCGAAAUGCUCGCAUAGUUUUCCUUGGAGAGGGAAAAGUAAAAUGGGAGGAGUCUACUACAACAACAGAUUCGAAUGGCAAUAGUACCACAUCUACAACUUACUACAGAUCUCACGAAGUUUACAUCAAUAACGAGACAAUUGUACGAGGUGAGGGUGUAUUACCUGUUGGCGUGCACACCUACACAUUUACAAUUGUAUUACCAUUGGAGUGUCCCACAUCCUGUGAGGGAAGAUAUGGUCAUAUACGUUAUGGAAUUUCAUUAAUUUUAAAUCGAAUAUUGCGUUUCGAUAAUACCUAUUACAUACCACUGACAGUUCUGAAAACAGUUGAUUUAAAUCUAAAUCCAGUGUUCAAGGUUCCUCUGUUGGGGGAAAAUUAUGCUAGUCUAGGUUGUUGGCCCUGCAGUAGUGGUAAAUUAUUUUAUUCUCUGCAAAUACCAUUUGCUGCCUACACACCGGGACAAACUGUCAAAUUCUCGCUGCACCUACAAAAUCAAUCUAUGACAGACACAGAAGGCUACUAUAUGGAUUUUAUUCAAAAAAUUACAUUUACCGCUCAUUCGCCCAGUCGCAGUCAUCGCUACGAGAGACGUACCCUAGUAAAACGAAAUUAUUCGGAAGUAUGUCGUCGUCUGACGAAUCGCGUAUUCAGUGGUGAAUUUUCCAUACCAUCUGUGCCACCUACAACUGAACCUAGCAACAUUAUUUACGUCGAAUACAAGCUGAAGGUAACAAUAAUGAUGUCCGGUUGUAACAGAUCCAAAGACAUAUCUGUUCCCAUCUUUAUUGGCAACGUACCGAUACGAGAAAGUUUGCAAAACUUUGCUGAGCAAAUCGAACAUCAAAACCCAACUGCCCCCGAAAUGCCGACAUCGAAUGGUAAAACUGAUUCCGAAAUGCCGCCCAAUUAUAGUGAUCUAAAACCACCUUCUUAUCAAGAAGCAAUGCAAAGUGAAUCCCCCUUUGUAGACAAUGACGUAGAUAAACAUCAUCGUGUGAAUGAGAAUGUCCAUGCUAACACAUUGGAGUCGUUGAAGAAUAGCGAUAAAAAGUUAGAUUGUGUGUAUUAUUAUAAGGUUCAACUUUGA
Molecule: messenger RNA, 1197 nt
Organism: Musca vetustissima
Lineage: Eukaryota; Metazoa; Arthropoda; Insecta; Diptera; Muscidae
Product: arrestin domain-containing protein 3-like
Exons: 5
Coding region: 1-1197 (398 amino acids)
Biological process (GO): protein transport
Cellular component (GO): cytoplasm
Source: RefSeq, a predicted model, not a curated record